AACCACUCAUUGGGUGACAAUCGAAAAAAUCAUGUCUCUUCUUUUACGUUUCACUAAAUUUCUUACAAGUCUACCGAGCCACAUAUUUACGUGGAAGUUUUUAUUCAAAUCUCUAAUUUUCAUUCCAUUGAUUACUAUUGCAACGUUUCUAUUGCUAUGGUUCUACUUGUCAACCGAAAGUAUUCCAAACUUAUUUAGCUUCGAAGAGGCGCAGAAAUAUACCUACGAUUAUAUUAUUGUGGGUGGCGGAACGGCAGGAUGCAUUUUGGCCAGUCGACUGAGUGAAAAUGGAGAUGCAAGUGUUUUACUAAUUGAAAGUGGUAGCACAUUCAGCCCACUGGCCAUGAUUCCAUUUUUGACAUCGCAACAGCAACGCAGUCGAAACGAUUGGAGGUUGGAAACAGUGACCCAGAAACAUUCAUCAUUUGGAUUCAGAGAUCAGAUUCAGUUUUUGCCACGUGGAAAGGGAUUGGGUGGUUCAAGCCAAUUAAAUUAUCUGUUACAUUUUGAUGGUGCGAAAAAAGAUUUGCGCCGAUGGCAAGCACACGGUGCUGAACUUUGGGACUUCGAUGAUACACCAACCGACAUGUACACGAAAAAUGAUUGCAGUGAAGAUACUUGUUCGGCUGAUGGUCAAAAGAAAGGCCCAAAAGUGUCACAAUCGACUCUAUUGAAAACAUUUUUGCGUACAACUUCCAUAUCGUAUGACUACUCAUUGCUGUCGUCCACAUUUAUUGAUGGUUCAGACGAAUUGCAUCGCAAAAACAUAUCGAACCUCGAAUAUUACCUUGCAAAGUACAAUACCGACAAAGGGUUGCGUCACACUACGUAUCAUGCUUACCUGAAACCAACGUUUAGUCGACAAAAUCUGAAAAUUUUACUAAGCACUAGGGUGCAUCGGGUGUUAUUCAAUAAGAAGACUGCAGUCGGUGUGUUGGCAACCGAAGAUUACUUCAAGAGUGCACCAAAGAAGAUUUACGCAGCCAAAGAAGUUAUUUUGGCUGCUGGUGCCUUCCAUACACCGCAAAUUCUUAAGCUAUCUGGAGUGGGGCCGGUGAAAGAGCUCAAGAGAUAUGAUAUCAAUCUGGUGCAUAAUUCACCGAUGGUUGGAAGGAAUUUAUACGACCACAUGUCCAUGCCGAUUUAUGUUAGUGUGAGUGAGAAAAUGAGCAUAACUCGCGACAAAGUUCUAAGUGUAAAAGAGAUUUUGAAAUAUUUAUUAAGCGGAGGAGGGAUUUUCAGCAAUUUCGGGGUAAUAGGCUACCUUUAUGAUACAGACAAUGACCACGGUACGGGCAUUUUCGGAGUUGGCAGCAUUGAUGAGACAUUUUUGGGACAAAUUUCGAACGCUGAACAACAGAUCUUCCGAGCAAAUUUCCCAUUUUAUAAUGACACCAAAAAAGAGGGAUUUGUGCUGCUGAACACAUGCUACCAACCGCUAAGCCGAGGAACCGUUCGCCUGCAAAGCAAUCGAAUUCAUGAUUCCCCCGACAUCGAUCCAAAUUAUUUGGAGAAUCAAGAUGACGUAGAUUGUUUGAUUAGAGCGAUUCGAUUAGCAAUGGAUUUGAUAGCAACGGACGCGUUCAAAGCGGUGAAUGCAAAAAUUCAUUGGCCACAAUUUACACAGUGCAAUAAUUUUAUCACAUACUCGGCUGACGACGAAAUGAAUGUCACUGAUCGCUACUUGGAAUGUAUAAUUAGAGUUGGCGCAUUAACCGCUCAUCAUCCAGGUGGUUCGUGUUCAAUUGGGAAAUCACCAAAUAGUGCAUUGGACUCUCAUAUGCGAGUUCGUGGGGUUCGUCGAUUACGUGUUACAGAUGCAAGCAUUAUUCCGUCUCCAGUAAGCGGUCAUCCACACACCAGUGUGGCUGCUAUGGCCGAAUGGGCAUCUCGGUUGAUAUUAUACGACGCAUAAUCAACGUCAAAUGGACAGGCUUACUUCCCAAGACUAUUAAUUUAAAUAGAUGUCAAUUUGAUUAUACUGUAUUAUUAAACGCAUUUUUUCCAAACUCAAA
Sitodiplosis mosellana (orange wheat blossom midge) is the source of this 2015-nucleotide messenger RNA. RefSeq names its product neither inactivation nor afterpotential protein G (gene ninaG). Gene Ontology annotation, molecular function: oxidoreductase activity, acting on CH-OH group of donors; flavin adenine dinucleotide binding. Lineage: Eukaryota; Metazoa; Arthropoda; Insecta; Diptera; Cecidomyiidae. The transcript has 4 exons. The record is from RefSeq and is a predicted model, not a curated record. Bases 32 to 1915 code for a protein of 627 amino acids.